CAGUAAGCCGCACUUUGAAGUGGAACAUAUUCUAGUUCGAUUAAUCAAAUGUACACCACCAUGGACGACGAAGAGGAUCCGGUGGAACUCGAGAUUAAUGUCCACCUUAGCAAAAGACUUUCAAGUAACCUUUACCUACUGCAGUACCCAGUGCGACCUAGCUUCAUGACAUAUGAUAAUGUUGAAUUACUGUCUGGAAAAGUUAAACCAAAUCAAAAGAAGCUGGAAUUAGAAGUUGCUUUAAAUACAAAAAGUAAGCAUUAUUGUAACAGUAAAGGUGAACAGUUUGCUCUCAAUGUAGAUGGUAGGAACCCAGAUGCUUCUUCUUUCUACAGCAGUGAUAAGAUGGACAAACAAGUAUUAUCAUCAUAUCCAUCAGGAACUAACAGUGGAAGAUAUGCUUUAGGCUAUUUGAAGGAUGGUGAUUUGUUCCUUAGUCCAGUGCAUGCCCAAGUCCAGAUGAAACCUAGCUUCCAUUAUUUAGACAAGUCAGACACCCGUGCAGAGAGCAAAUUGGCAGCUCAAGAAGCAGGAGACUCUUCACAAGAUGAAGGUGAGGAGGAAGCUAAGGCAGUCACUGUAAAGUUUGCUAGACCAGAGUCAGAUAUAGCGAAAGCUAGACGUCUUGCUUCCUUCGGACACAUGCAGAAACUACAGGAAGAAGAAGCCUGGGUCCCUCUAAGAUUCUCUAAUACAUAUACUGAAGCGUCAGAGCGAGAUCUUAGAUCGUUGUCAUUAAAAAGUGAGGAAACUAGCAAUGAGUUCCACGUAGAAUCAUCAGAGUAUCUCAAAAUGUUGAUGGCACAUGCUGAUGAAGUACAACAUGAGAAACCAGCUAUGCCAAGUAAUGUUCUGUCUCUGACACAACUGAAGUCAAUGCCAUUAAGUGACCAAGUAAAAGCAUUGUUGACCAAUGCUAAGGUGAUCAGAUUCAAUCAGCUUUUACACCUGUUACCACAAGGUACAGAUCCUCAGGCUACACUACGUGCAAUACAGAUUGUUGCUGUCCUUGUCCAAGGAUGCUGGGUUGUUAAAAGUGAAAUCCUUUAUCCCAAAGAUGGUUGUAGUCCAAAUAGUGGUAUAUCCUCCGAGUUACUGUGUCGAGGCAGAGAUUUUGUGAUGUGGCGAUUCACAAUGUCACGAUGUGUAACAAGGAAAGAAAUAGCCUCGGUUGUGAAACUUCCAAGUGAAGAUGUGAAAGAUAUUUUAGAACAAAUGUCACAUAUUAAAGUUAACCAUGGCUGGGAGUUUGUCUUUGAACAUGAUUAUGACUUCACUGAUAGAUAUCAAGAAAUAGUUGAGAGGCAGAACAUGUUGUGGGAUGCCAAGUUUCAAACACUAAGUAAACAGCUGAAUAUUUCAGAGGCACAGGAGAAAAAAAUCAGAGAAAUUGCUGCUGCUGAAGCACAAGCGGAGAGACCUCGAAGACGUAGAACUUCACGAACAAGGAAACGAACAUUGAGUGGACGUUCUAUAUCGGACCAUAGUGAUAUGGAAACUGAACCUUUUGAUAUAGACCACUUAUCAAAAAAUGAUAAAUCCUCAUCAUCAAGUCAUAAUCAUAACAGUGUCUUAAAUGGUGCUACAAUGGAAAUUUCACAUGACAUCAAUAAUAGUGAUAAUACAUCACAGGAGUUUAGAACAGAGCUGCACAAGUUCAUAAAGGAGAAGUUGUGCAGCAGAUAUGUGUUGUCAAUUAGUGAGUUGAAACGUUUAUUAAACAUGAAAUUAUCUCAGGCACCCCCGGGGUAUAUCCUCAAUAAGGGUGUGACAGAUAAACUGUGCGAGCAAACUGUGAUAGAGAUUGGUGGAAUAGUUCUUAAUACCAAGUGGCAAGAAGAAGCAAUGUUUAUGUUUGUUGAUACAGGAGACGAGCUGGAGCCUGUACGCAAGGCAAUUUAUGAAUCAGCGAAGACUUCAAAUAGACUCAUGAAAAAAACUGUAAUGAAAAAUGCUGAAGCUAUUAGUGGAAAAGCAUUUCCAGAGAAUACCGUGAAAAAUGUCUUAAGGGACUAUUGUGUGAACAAGAAUGCCCAGUGGUUCCUCAAAUGCAGUAUAGAUGCUUCUUGACAUAUACUCUUUUCUUACCUGUAUACAUGUUACCUGAAUAAAUGUGUUAUCAAACAUAA
Ruditapes philippinarum (Manila clam) is the source of this 2129-nucleotide messenger RNA. RefSeq names its product DNA-directed RNA polymerase III subunit RPC5-like. The record is from RefSeq and is a predicted model, not a curated record. Lineage: Eukaryota; Metazoa; Mollusca; Bivalvia; Venerida; Veneridae. Gene Ontology annotation, biological process: DNA-templated transcription. Gene Ontology annotation, cellular component: RNA polymerase III complex; nucleus. Bases 49 to 2070 code for a protein of 673 amino acids. The transcript has 17 exons.